CACAGGUUGGUGUUACUGAAUUUUGACCCACGCUGCUCGCCGUAGUUUCACUUGUUUUGCGGGACGCUUGAUGACGGGGACAUGACGGACAGUUUGAAGAGUCGGUUAGAGUUCUCCAGUCCUGUCAUCCAAGCACAGGCGGUGCGGAGCCUUGUUGUUGCUGUGCUGAAAGAAAAAGGCCCAAACGAUCAGAUUAUUCAGUCGUCCACCCAGAGCCCAGCGUGGGAGAGCCUGUGGCAGCAGUGCUGCAGUGACUGCGCUCACUUGCGUUCUGUCUGCUGCGAUGCUGUGGUUCUGUUGGUGGAGCAGGGUCAUGCAGACCUGCAGAACAUCCUCAACUCUGUCCUCAAUCUUCUACCUUCUGCCAGCAACCUUCAGGGGCUCCUAAAGAUCAUUGGUCGACUGCUGCAGAUGCAGGCCGACCAGAGAGAGAAGGAGGCGAACUUUACCUGUCCAUACUCCAUCAGGAACAGCCCACAUCCAUACAUCACUGCCCUGGAAAACCGCAUGGACUGCUGGCCAGCUUUGCUGUUGGAGAUUGAUGGCUUCAUUCAGCUGGCUGUUGAAAGAAAUAAAGCCUCGUACAUCACCAUGUUGGCUCCCUUCCUCCGUUACCUGUACUGCGAGCCCCAGCAGCUGCCCCAGCAUGCCUUGCUCCGUCAGAGUCUCCUCAGGGUGCUGCUGCCAACACAGCCCACUCCCGGAUCCGCUCCUCAGGACAGAGACCAGGAUCAGGCCUCAGCCGUUCACGACAGCCUGCUGCUGUGUCUUUGUCAGCUGGUUCCUCACAUGCAGCUGGACAGGGUGGAGGCAGCGCUGGAAUUGAGCGUGUUUGCAGAUGCUCUUCUUCAGAAACUCACCAGGGCUUCUGGAGAAUUCUGGAUCCGUGAGAGAACCAGUUUGCUGCUGCAGCUGCUGUGUGCAUGUCAGCGAUGCCUGAAGCUGAACACAGACUGCCGGCCUCUGCUUGAUCUGAUUCAGCAGCUCCUGCCUAUCUGCCAACAGGACCUUCCACUGGAUGAACUGCUGAUGAGCUCGGCGCUGCUCCUGUUAGAGGCACCUGCAGCUCAGCAGAGCCGACUGCUCAGCCUCGCUCUGAGUUUGGCCCCUGAGGAUGCAGAGCAACCGCCUUGGCUGAGCCCAGUUCUGGUUUUGCCAGUGCUGCAGCUUCUCUCCUGUUCAGGUCUCACUGAACCUCUGGCUGAUCAGAGAACCCACAGGUCAAUCCACAGCCUGGCUCACAGGCUGCUCCGCAGCAUCAGCAGGCCCACAGCCAGACCUCCACAGCCGGGCCCGGGCCUGACCCUCCCUCUCAGCCCCUGGUACAGUGAGCUGAGUGUUGCUCUGUCCAUCCUGCGCAGAGUAGCUCGCGAUCCGGCGGCAGCAGCCGAUUGGCUGUUGGCAGUCAGCUCGGCCUUGUCCUGCAGUCAACAGCUGCCCUCCUCAUGCACCCUCAUCGUGACCCAUCUCAUCAUUGCGGGUGACGAGGAUGUCUGCCAGCUGGCUUUGAAAGCAUGCCAAGCCAUUGCCUCUGUCGACCCCUGCCAGGUGCCAUCCCUGAUUCCUGUCCUGAUGUUCAAACUGUCGAGGGAGAAGAACCCUGCUACCGCUCUCGCUGUGCUCAAUUGCCUGCCCAACUUUGGGACUCACAAGCUGUGUGUGCCCAUGGUGCUACAGACUCUACAAAUGCUGGCCAGCGCCCCCAAGUUGAAGGCUGUUGUAAUGCGCCUUAUGACUGCUCUCUGGAAAAAACAGGAUCGAGUGUAUCCAGAGCUGCAGCGUCUGCUGAGCCAGCAGGACAGCAGAGUGGUGGUGGGGAAAGACUCGGAGUGGGAACGAGUCCUGGCUCGAGCCGCCUGCCUCAGAGACGUCUGCAGAGAGAGGCCCUACCAGCAUGCUGCAGACAUGUUGGCUGGCAUCUCACUCACACUGAAGCAGUGCAGCAAACCAGACAUGGCGACCCCUGCUGCCCUCGCUCUUCAAGGUCUACGUGAGCUUUGCCAAGCAGAGGUGGUGGAUAUUAUGUCAACAUGGAAAAGUCUGGGUCCUGAGCUUUGCUGCGAUUCCCGCCCAUUGAUGGUUAAAGCUAUAGCCGAGCUCCUGUCCCUGGUUCCACAGCUGCCGGUCAAAUCCGACGACUAUGAGAAACUUAAAGAUGAGGUGGUCAGCUUCCUCUGGAAUUAUGCUUCAAGCAAGAAUCCAGAGGUGGCCGCUUGUGGCUACAAGGCUUUGGCAGCUUUUCCUGAAGGAGUCCACACAGUACUUCACCUUCCUGAGAAGGCCAGACCAGCUGUCAAGAUCCUUGAAAAUGAGGAAGACAACGAUGAAAAUACUGAGGAGGAAGAGGAGAAGGACCUCUCCAUCCCAGGGUCCUCCUACAUGAAGCUGCUGGCUCUGACCUCCUCCUCUGUUUUAUCAGCCUUUGAGCUUUUCUUGACAUCCCUGGUGAGACAGGAGAUGAACCAGAUGCCGCGAGGAGUGUACUUCUCUGCCCUGAGGGGGGGCGGUCUGCGUUCGGACCAGGGUAAAACCGUGGCAGGGAUCCCGUCCUUCAUGCUGAAGACCUACGAGAAAAACAAACAGCCCGGACUCAAGCCUGGACUCGCAGCCGGACUGCUGCUGUCCUAUGAGCUUCCAGUGCAGACGGACCGCGAAGGAAAGCCCAUGGACCGCUUUCUCAUCAGCCGCAGCCGCAGCUACCAGCAGACCCUCACCGCCCUCAUUCAUGAGGUGAACAUUCAGCCCUCAGAGUGGCACAGGGCUCUUCUGCUGCCUCAGGCCUGGAGGGGUUUCAUGAGCCGAACUUUCCACGCGGUCCUGCAGGGCAGAAGGGCUGAUUUGGAAAUGCAGCGUAAACGAGGAAAGGAGGAUCCAGAGGAGCUGCAGUAUAAGCAGCACUGUGCCUGGCUAUGGAGCAGAGAUCAGCUGUCAGAAGUCAUCAAAACUGCCACAAAGGACAGUCCUGUUGUUCAGGGAAACUCCAUCCUGGCUCUGAGCAGCUUGGCUGCUGUCGUUGCCAAAUAUGAGAACAACCUGCCUGCCGACAGCGGCGGCGGCGUGGGGGCUGGACCGGAGUUCGUGCCCACUGCCAGCUGGUUAACGAUGGUGCUCGACACUCUGCUCAGCAUCAUCAGCAGCAGCUACAAGGCCAGAGGACAAGUCUUCCCCUGGUUCUUACAUCGCUCCUAUUCGGGUGAAAACACAGCGAGUGCCAUCGCUCGCUCCUGUGCCAGCCUGGCCCUCUCUCUAAUGGUCCCAGUUCUGGUGGUGUGGCAGAAAGACGGGCUGGUCCAGGUCCUGUCUGCGCUUCAGGCCGGCCUGCCUGGUUCUCCAGCUGCAGACGACUCUCAGGCUGUUCAGUUCCACUCCGGGCUGGCGCUCGGCAUGGUCCUAUCCAGCCUGCACCACCAGCGCCUCAGUGACGUCUCCACUCAGAAGGACAAGGAGUUCCUCCUGAAGUCUCUGGAAGCUCUUGAAAGCUGCUCCUUCAACCCUGACCUGGAAUACAAUACUGGCUGCUUGUUAGGUCUGGCUCUUGUACUGUCAGCCAUGUGCAGUGAAGGUCAGACUGAGCAGCGCGUCUACGUCUGCCGGACUCUGGACAGGCUGCUGGAUAACCUGCAAAACAGUGGCGGGCAAGGACGCAUGCUGCAGGAGGUCUUGGCAUACUCUGUGGCCUGUGUGAGCGUCUCCUCCUUCUGCGGAGGUCUGGUGGACGCCUCCAAGGCCGAGGAGACCAUGAAUGCUCUUCGAGCCCUCACGGAGGAGAGCCAGCAGACGCCGGGCUUCUCUCUCGCUCUCGGGCUGGUCGUCCACGGUUUGGCGUUGUCUGGCCACGGCAAAGCGGAGGACAUCUUCCCUCGUCUGCUGGCUGCUUGGAUCAAGAUUUUACUCGCUGAGGGGUGUCCCACCAUGCAGCGACUGGCUGCAGCCAACGGCCUGGUGGCUUUAGUGGGAUCAGAGAGUUACCUCAUGCAGCUGAAGAGUGAGCUGGAGCUGUCGUCCCAGCAGCAGAGCCGACUCAAUGAGGUCAUCCGAGCCUUCACCCAGGUAGUCAGCUGUUCUGGAGCCAUCGGUUUGCAGUCCAACACCGCCUGUCUGCUGGGACAUCUGCAUUUAGCCCACGUGUCCACGCGUCACAGCAACACUGCAGUUCCUCAGGACUUCAGCUACCUCUCAGAGAAGAGCCUCAUCAGAUCCAUCACCGACUUCAUCAUUGAAGCUGGAAAGAAAGGUCCAGAGGAGUUCCCUCCAGUUCUGGUGAGGUCUGCUCUGACCCCCCUGGCAGUGGUGGGAGGCAGCUUCCAGUUCCCUCCCGUUAACUGGAGUGCGGUCUUGUCCCCUCUGAUGCGGCUGAGCUUCGCAGAGGAGGUGCAGCAGCAGUGUGUGGUUCUGGCAGCAGCUCAAGCUCAGUCCUCCCAAAGCGCCUCUCUGUUUCUGGGCUCCUGGCUGUCUCCGCCGCUCGUGCACAGCCUCAGCAACCAGACUCGAGCCCACCUCUACCAGACUCUGGGGGUGUGGAUGAAGCAUGUAGCUGAGGACAAGCUGCAGGUCUUUGUGGAGACUCUGGGCCUCCAGCCAUUCCAGGAGGACGCUCGACCCCGUCACCUGUCCCUGUGCUCGUCUGUGCUGCAGGGCCUGGCUUCGGCCAUGGCGCUCCCCGACCCCCGGAGCGCCGGCUGGAGCUUGCUCUGCUCCACCACAGAGAAGAUCUUCAACCUCCUGCCCGAACACAUCCAGGAUAACGAAGUGGAUUUGUAUGUGGGCGUGGCCAAGUGUCUGUCAGAGAUGAAUGACUCGGAGAUCGACAGGAUAGCACAAGUGUCAGAGACUGGGAUGGAGAAGACCUGCUUCGUCUUGGCGUACCUCACCUCGCAGGGCCGCGUCCCUCUGCUGGGACUCAACGAUGUCAUCGCCGGCGUGCUGCGUGGUUGGCCGGGCCACAGAGUGGGCUGGCUCCUCCUGCAGGCUUUCUACCAGUGCCGCCUUUGCCCCAGCAACAAUACAGGUGUUUUGAAGCGCAUGGAGUGGCUCCAAGAGCUGAUGGGACACAUCCGAAAUGUUGCCUAUGGAGCAGUCUCUGUCACCUGCAGAGACACAAAGCUGGCCACAGACUUCCUUUUCCAGCUCUUUGCUGCUGCUGUCGUCUGCUGGGCCGACCACCUCAUGCCGCUGCUUCUGGGCGUCAGGACCCAGUGGUUUCCAUGGCAACCAGACCCCAGACCUCCACUGUUGACGCACGGUCUGUAUGGUGUGGAUGUGCAGGCGGACCACACCUUGCAGCAGUGCUUGCUGGGAGUCUGUCACAGCCUGCCUCUGCUGCUGAACAAAGAACCAUGGAGCGGUCAGACCCACAAGUUUAUAGACUGGCUUCUUAGCAUAUCAGACGGUCCUGAACACAGUCUGUCCGCCGUGACCAUCCGCACCGCCAAAGCUGCUCUCUUGGCUCUGAAGUCCUCCGCCGAGUUCAGGAAGAAAGCCGUGUGGACUCGGGCCUACGGCUGGUAGCCCUCAAGAGCGCGGUCCUGUCAUUACCACGGCAACGCUGGACACUCCUCCCUCCUGGGUUUGUCGGAUGGAGAUGGAUGACUGGACUCUCACCACAGCAUUGAAACAAUUCAAGAGGAUGGCCUUCAUCCCAGCGCAACGAACAAACUCUUCACCCUCUUACAAGUAUUACUUCAACGUUUCCUUUAAUGUGAUUCAUACAAUAAAGCAGAGGAACAAAGACA
Molecule: messenger RNA, 5732 nt
Organism: Oryzias melastigma (Indian medaka)
Lineage: Eukaryota; Metazoa; Chordata; Actinopteri; Beloniformes; Adrianichthyidae
Gene: focad
Product: focadhesin
Exons: 44
Coding region: 82-5508 (1808 amino acids)
Biological process (GO): regulation of post-transcriptional gene silencing
Source: RefSeq, a predicted model, not a curated record